Hypoxylon trugodes is the source of this 1792-nucleotide messenger RNA. Its product is annotated as HAD-superfamily hydrolase. The coding region runs from base 71 to 1447 and encodes 458 amino acids. The record is from RefSeq and is a predicted model, not a curated record. Gene Ontology annotation, cellular component: mitochondrion. Lineage: Eukaryota; Fungi; Ascomycota; Sordariomycetes; Xylariales; Hypoxylaceae. Gene Ontology annotation, biological process: glycerophospholipid biosynthetic process. The transcript has 2 exons.
UUUUUUGCUUUUAUCUCGCGUGUAGAGUUCGGUCAUUACCAUUUCAUAUUCCUCAACAACCUGUUUCACCAUGUCUUUGGAGCCUCAGCAACAACCCACCUUCCACCGCGGCAGCUUUGUCGACGAGAUCGAAACAGCCCGAACUGAUCUCGCUCGUAAGCUGCUCGUCGGAGACUCCCCACAGGCAAGCCCUUCUGAGUCGGAGACCGCCCCGUCUCUGAGCCCGACCGCCAGCGCCACUCCUUCCAGCCCGGAGUCGGAUGCUGCCAUCUCCCCUAUUUCUCCCCCUGUCGACGAUCAAUUUGUCGCAGACAGCUUCGCCUUCGCCUUCGAUAUCGAUGGUGUCCUCGUCAGAGGUGGCCGUCCCAUCCCUGAAGCCAUCCAGGCUAUGAAGGUUCUCAACGGCGACAACCAAUAUGGAAUUAAGAUCCCGUACAUCUUCUUGACCAACGGCGGUGGCAAGACCGAGGCCGAGCGCUGCGGCGACCUCUCCCGCCAGUUGGACAUCGAAAUUUCUCCGGCUCAGUUCAUCUGCGGUCACACACCUAUGUCCGAGAUGGCUACCAAGUACAACACCGUUUUAGUCGUCGGAGGUGAGGGCGAGAAGUGCCGUACCGUUGCACAAGGUUACGGCUUUAAGGAUGUUGUCACACCCGGCGACAUCAUCAAGGCUGAUGCCGCUACCACUCCGUUCCGCAAGUUGACCCCCGAGGAACUUCGCAACUCCAAGGAGCGGGACUUCAGCAAGGUCACUAUUGAGGCUAUCUUUGUCUUUGCCGACUCCCGCGACUGGGCCGGAGAUCUCCAAAUUAUCUUAGAUCUGGCCAUGUCUAAGGGCGGUCGCAUCGGCACUCUUUCCGAGACUUUCGACGAGGGCCCACCGAUCUUCUUCUCUCACAACGAUGUCGUUUGGUCUGCCGCUCACGACAACGUCCGUCUCGGCAUGGGUGCCCUACGGGGUAUCGUCGAGUACACCUUCAAGGAGGUCACUAAGGGCAAGACAUUAGAAACACACGCCUUUGGCAAACCUCAAAUCGGAACUUUCGAGUUCGCCACUCGCCUACUAAAGCGAUGGCGCAAGAAUGAGCACCAUCUCAACGCACCCCCUAACACCGUCUACUUCGUUGGUGACACACCCGAGAGUGAUAUUCGGGGAACCAACCAAUAUAACGAAAAGGCCGAAAACGACUGGUACAGCAUUCUGGUCAAGACCGGAGUUUACCAGGAUGGUACAGAACCGGCCUACAAGCCACGCGUAACCGUCAACACGGUGCUGGACGCCGUAAACCACGGCAUCGAGCGCGAAAUGGAGCGCAAGAGGAAAAUGCAAUCUCAGCGUCCUCAAAAGCCUCGCUUAGCUGAUAUGCCCAAGUUGAGCCUAGAAGAGGCGCAAGACCUUGCUGUCUUCAGUCCCGCCGAAGAACGCCCGCUCGAGCUUACUGCAUAAUUAUUACGAACUUAUGACUAGCACAUGAUUCUAAAGGGAAUACUUUCAUGAUACCACUGUUGUUUUUACAUCUUAUAUAUUUUUACUACUAUUACUAUUCAUUACAUAUACUCUUCAUGCAUGGGAUCAUGCUGUGGAAAGGGCAUUCGUUCGGUUUACAAUGUUUGGAUAAUAAUUGUCCUCGUUGUUGAUAUUGGGGUCAAUAGGUGUUGUUUACCAUGUCUAUCUACCCAUCUAGAAGACUUGUCGGAUCUUGUGCAUUAGGAGGCGUUAUUGAUAUAAAACGAUAAAUAUUUGAUAUAUAAAUUUUAUAUAGCGAAGCUUAAUUAAAGCUUUUACAAGUUA